CACACACUUCCCAUCCCGGGAGGAGAGCGGCGCACAAGAGCAACCUCUCUCUCUCUCAUUAUCUCUCUCCCUCCCGAACACACGCUCACGCCCGCGCGCACGCACGCCCUGCAUACGUCUCCACUUCGCAGUGGCAAAAUUACGGCACUGAUCUCAACGGCGAGUGCGGAUCUGUCUCCUGUGUUCGCCCCCUUUUCUUCGACGGACCGACUUUGGGACAACGCUCCUCGGGAGAGAAUUGACCAGGUAAAACCUCUCAUCCUGCAUGUGUCUGUGAGGACCCCUGGUCAUGUCCGAUUAGCUGCCCUGCGUGAUGCCUGAUCAUGACAGCACCACCCUCCUAACCAGACAGACGAAGCGCCGACGUGUCGACAUCGGGGUGAAAAGGACUGUGGGUAGCGUAAUAUUCACCCGUGCCAGGGAGAACCUGUUCGACAGCAUGAACCAAUCGCAUGGGCCCGAUCAGGACGGAGACUGCUCGUUGGUCAGUCAUAGCCACGGGGGCAUGAGCGGCGAUGGAGAGAAGUCGAAUGUCUUGAGGAAGUUGCUGAAGAGGACCAACUCGUAUGAAGACACCAUAAUGCCGUUCCCCGGUGUAACCAUCAUCUCUCAGCUAUUGAAGAAUAACAUGGGAAAGAAUGGAGGGAGUGACUCAGGCUUCCAGGGGAGUGGUGCUCUGUCCAGCGGAGGCUCGGAGAUCCAGGCCGAAGAUGCCUGCAGCAACUCCUCCCGCGACCAGGACAGCCCAUCUGACUGCCUCUCUCCUGGGCCUCCUCUUCCCCCUUCAUCUUCCUCUUCAUCCUUCGGGCGACCACCGCCUCCUUUGGGCCUCAACUCCCACGCUCCCUCUCAGACCCUCUCACUCUCCUCCUUCGACUUGGACCGGCUGUCGGAUGAGCACCUUCGUGCAAAACGCGCCCGCGUGGAAAACAUCAUCCGUGGCAUGAGCCAUUCGCCGCUGGUCCGGCCCAGUGCCGGCGACCACAACCAAGAAAGCAACCGCGACAAUGUGAACAGCAGCAGCAACAGCAGCAAUGAUCACAGAGGAGACGGCGGCAGCCACAACAUCAGCAACCACGGCCACAUCCGGAGCGACUGUCCCUCCCUCAUGAGCUCUCCAGGCUCCCGCGCCGUUGUCGUUGGUGAGGUUUACCGAGAGAAUAAGAGAAAGCAGCGUCUGCCGCAGCAGCAACACAGCUUCACCCAGCUGGUGUGUUCCAGGCAGGAGCAAAGACAGGAAGAGAGACGGCAGCUCAAACUGCAACUGGAGGACAUGCAGAAACAACUACGGCAACUGCAGGAGAAGUUCUACCAGAUAUAUGAUUCCGAGACAGAGGAAGAGGAGGAGAAUGGCGAAAGUGGAGAGGCGGACCGAGGAGGAGAAAGAGAGGAGGAUGGUAACUUGUCAGAGGACAGUAUACGCUCUGAUGGCUUGGAGGAAAGGCACAGGGACAGGGGGCGACACAGACACGAAGAGCUGUCCGAGCUGGACCCAGGUCUCUUCCUGGACCGGGCCCGAGCCCUCCUUCGAGAACAAGCACUGUUAGAUGGAGAAAUAGAGGAAGAUGUGGACGGCAGGGAGGAGGAGGAGAGGAACGAAGAAAGGGUGAUGAAGAGGAGAGGGGCCGCAGCAGGACGAGGGGGAGGAGGAAGGCAGUUAGCAGAGACACUGAAGCAGGAGCUGAACUGCGCCGUGUCGCAGGUUGUUGACACCGUCGUCAAGGGCUUCGCUUCACCCAAGCAGACCAUCAGUCACCAUCAUGGCUGCCACAGUAACACACCAGCAGCACCCUCCUCUUCCUCAAACUCAUCCUCCUCCUGUCCCCCACCUUUCGGGCCUCUCCCCUCCCUCACCCCUCCCUCACGAUUUAGCGGCGGCGCUCUGGCCCUCACUCUCAACGGUGACGGCAGUCCCACUCCAAACUAUCACUCCUCCAACCAGAGGCUGCACUGCUUCGGCGAUGUUAUUGUCCCGAGCCCGAUGGAUUCAUUCGGAGGCUUGAGUGGCAGACUGAGUGGUGUACCGACACCGAACGACCAAACAGAGGCAUUGCCGCUGGUUGUGCGCAAGAGUGGCGGAGGCAACGGAGGAGAGAACAUCAACCCUUCUCUUCCUCCUCCUCCUCCUCCUCCUCCUCACCACCAUCCCUCUCUCCAUUCCUCUCCCCUCACGGCCUCUCUCGGUUUUAGCCCUCCAUCGUUUCGCCACCCGUUCCCUCUUCCCCUCAUGGGUUACCCCUUCCAGAGCCCCCUGGGGUCACAUGGGGGCGGAGCUGGCUACCCUCCAGGGCCCAAGGACCACCAUCGGUCCUCCCCCGAUUCACUGGACAUGACCCGGGAAACGAUCAGCCUCAGAACCAAAAUGGCAUCCCUCGGAGGGGGUCAUUUCAGUCACCACCACCACCACCACCACCACAGGCAGAGUUCACCGAACCAGCAUGGACCAGAGGGUCUGUCCCUGGCUCUCAUCAAGUCUGAGUGUGGAGACCUGCAAGACAUUGCUGACAUAUCGCCCUACUCAGGCAGCACUAUCCAGGAGGGUUUGUCUCCCAACCACCUGAAGAAAGCCAAGCUGAUGUUCUUCUAUGCCCGUUACCCUUCCUCCAACAUGCUCAAAAUGUUCUUCUCCGACGUCAAGUUCAAUCGCUGCAUCACCUCCCAGCUGAUCAAGUGGUUCAGCAACUUCCGGGAAUUCUACUACAUCCAGAUGGAGAAGUUCGCCCGGCAGGCCAUCAACGAGGGCGUGACCGCCGCAGAGGACAUGACGGUGGGCCGCGACGCCGAGCUGUUCAGGGCCCUCAACAUGCACUACAACAAGGCCAAUGACUUUGAGGUCCCUGAUCGAUUUCUGGAGGUGGCUCAGGUGACUCUCCGGGAGUUCUUCAACGCCAUCGUGGCAGGCAAAGACGCUGACCCCUCCUGGAAGAAGGCCAUCUACAAGGUGAUCUGCAAACUGGACAGCGAGGUCCCAGACGUCUUUAAAUCCCCCAACUGUCUACAAGAACUCCUCCACGACUGACUAGGUCGAGGGAGGAAACACGGCAAGCAAGACAAACCUGAGCGGACUGUGAGCAGACUGUGAGAACACGUUUCUAGAGGCGCACAGUUAGGUUGAGGUCUUCAGUUUGAAGGAGUUUGACGAUGCAGAGACUUGUAGUUAUUCUACUCGGAGGCUCCGGGUGGAGGUUUGCUGGUGGUUGUUUUUGGUCAGCCCAUCUUUUAAAAGACAAACCCGCCUUCGAGAUGUUUUAUAAAGAAAAAAGAAAAAAUCCCUCUUCUCGUGAGUCAGAUGAUCCUCAGAUUAACAAAUCCUGCAGAGACUUUUAUGAAUUAAAAGCAAACCGGUGAGAAUUGAAUAUCCUUGCACUUACAGAAAAGCUCCUCCCAGCCUGAAACCCCAUCCCCUCUUUCUCCUCCACCUCGCUCUUCAUCCUGCUUCACUGAUGAAGAGGAGCAUUAAGUUUUCAGCCCAAGAUCUGGGAUUGGGUGCGAAAUUAAAAAUGAAGAUGAUAAUAUAUUUAAAAAAUCUUUUUAUUGUGGAUGUUACAUGGACAUUUUGGAAAAAAAAAGUGAUGUUUCUGUAUUUUUUCUUCUUUAUAUAAGCUUACACCUCUUCAGCCACACACACACGCACACGCACACACACACACGCACACACACACGCACACGCACACACACACGCACACGCACAUAGAGGAAAGCACAGUAGCAAUUCCAAAAAAACUUAGUUGUUUAUUUCCCUUCAUUUCCCCUCCUCUUUUAACUUCUUCCUCUUCUUACUGUACUGAGACUUUCUGGGUGUUCGUCUUGACUGUGCCCCCCCCCCCCCGGCUGCCCCUUUUGGCUCAUGUUGCAUUCACCCAGAGCACCGACAGGAAAAAAUCCUGACUUUUACGAUUUUAGAAGACAAAGUCAAAAAUCUGUUGAUGUGUUGAUAAUGAGAUUAUUCUAAAUCUUAGAAACCAGAUUAAAGAGCAACCCAUUCUCCUAAUCUCCAUUUAGAUUUUAUGCAUUUACACAACUCAUUCUACUCAUGACUACAGCCUGAACCUGCAAAAUUGACAUUUCAAAGUGACCCUUUUUCUUUUUUGUACAGAAACACAAACCUCAGCUCCCACACACUGUCAGCACUCAAGAGAAAUCACUCAAUAGCCAUGUUUGAAACCCUCAUUAGGCACUUACUUCAUAGAAAAUUGGGAAUGCCUGAUGAGGGCUGGGAAAAUAUACGUCAGUUGCUUUGUUUUUUGGCAUUUCUGUGUUUUGUACUGUUGUUGGAUAGUGGAUAAAUGCAGGAAGGGGAACUAAGGCCAUGUUUGGUGCUGUACCAAUUGUCAUUGUUUGCGUUUCAUUUUAAUUCAUAUGUCAUGUUUCGCAGAAUCUUUAACAUCUUUUUUUAUUACAUUUUUAAAGAACUGUGGAUUCAUGCAAGUCAGAUUGCUUAAUUUCAACAGUCAUUCCAGUUUCAUCUGGUCCUUAGAUCAAUAGAAUAUAGCGCCUCCACCAAGGUCCAACAGUCCCCUUAAAAAUCAAUAAAUGCUACUCCAAAUUUCACACACUCAGAUAUCAAUCCUCUAAAAUAUGUCUGGUGUUUUUUAAAUCAAGAUCCAUGAAUUAUUUCCUGGAAAACAUUCCUGGAUUAGCCCCCUGAUCCAGAUCCGCACCAAAGUUCAGUGGCUUCUCCCCUGACCCAUACUGCAUUUUAAAGAAGUCUGUUUUGUAGUUUUUGUGUAAAAAAACUUUCUUGGCUUUCUCUGGUUUUCACACUGUCUACAAUCAGGUGUGUUUUAAAAAAUUAACUUGAAUUUCCCACAUUCUGACAUUUUAACCCCCCCGUCAUCAAAAGCGACAAACCGCGGGAUGGAAGCGAGGUUUUCGUUUCAGAUAUUACUCUCUGGGCGAACAAGAGGGGCAGCUGCACCAGGCGGGUCGUGUGUGAAGUGUUUAAGGUUUUAACAGCAGAAAAUAAAAAGAUGACAUACAACAAAAUGCUGAUAUUUGUAGCUUGUAUAGAUGUAAUAAUUACUCUGGUCACUCUGAUACUUUUAUUAUUUAUAAUUGAAAUAAUUAUUCCUAUUAAUGUUAUGAUGAUGAUGAUGAUGAUGAUGAUUAAUGCUUGCUACAGAUAUGACCAGUGGUUUACUCAUUGUUUAUCC
This is a messenger RNA of Paralichthys olivaceus (Japanese flounder), 5153 nucleotides long. It is a transcript of the gene prox1a, whose product is annotated as prospero homeobox 1a. The record is from RefSeq and is a predicted model, not a curated record. Gene Ontology annotation, cellular component: nucleus. Gene Ontology annotation, molecular function: DNA-binding transcription factor activity, RNA polymerase II-specific; RNA polymerase II cis-regulatory region sequence-specific DNA binding. NCBI's taxonomy places the organism in Eukaryota, Metazoa, Chordata, Actinopteri, Pleuronectiformes, Paralichthyidae. Gene Ontology annotation, biological process: regulation of transcription by RNA polymerase II.